AUGGCCUGCCCAUACUUAGGAGCAACUGAAGCUAACUCCGCGCCACCCACGAACCGUGUUAAGUUCAUGGACCCUAAUGAAGAUGAAGCUCAGGACGGAACUAAUAAGGUGGAACUUGGCCAAGGAGUCACUUACACACAAUAUCUACAACUAGAUAAACUAUUAAGUUGUCAAAAAAUGCAAUCAGAAGAGGGUGGUCAACGGGUAGAUGAUGAGCAUCUUUUCAUAAUUAUUCAUCAGGCUUACGAGCUCUGGUUCAAGCAAAUCAUCUUUGACGUUGAUAUCGUCCGUCAAUUACUCAAUAAUGCUAUUGUGGAUGAAACAAAAAUGUUAAAAAUAGUGUCUGGAUUGGAAAGAACCGUUAGGAUUCUCAAGCUGUUAGUGGAUCAAAUCAUUAUCCUUGACACCAUGAGUCCUUUGGACUUCGUUGACUUCCGAAAAUAUCUUACGCCAGCUUCUGGUUUCCAGUCGCUUCAAUUUAGAUUAUUAGAGAAUAAACUAGGAGUACGACCAACAAGAAGAAUUAAGUAUAAUGCAACCCAUUACAAGAAUGUUUUCCUAGAAACUAGAGAAACAGAUGCGCUUAUACAGAGUGAAGAAGAGCCUAGUCUUCUGACGUUGAUACAAAACUGGUUGGAGAGAACUCCUGGAUUAAAACUAGCGGAAGUUGAGGGAGAUACUGAAGAAGGUUUCUGGCCCAAGUAUGAAAGAGCUGUAAAGCGUUAUCUUCAAGACAUGUAUGAAGAAGCAACGUCUGCGGACACCACUCAAGCAGUCAGAGACCAAGCCAUUGCAGAAUAUUAUAAAACCAAAGAUUCGUUCGCUACCAUUUUAGAGAAGAAGAAUCAUGAUCAGCAAAUUCUGAACGGAACUCGCUUAUUAUCUCAUGAUGCCAUGAAAGGAGCGUUAAUGAUUUACUUCUACAGAGACAUGCCAAGGUUCUCUCAACCAUACCAGAUUCUAACAUAUCUUAUGGACAUAGACAGUUUGUUCACGAAGUGGAGAUAUAAUCACGUCAUCUUAGUCCAAAGAAUGUUAGGUAGCAAACAGGGUACUGGCGGAAGUUCGGGAUACAUGUACCUAAGAAGUACAGUCAGUGACAAAUACAAGGUCUUCCUGGAUUUGUUUAACUUAUCCACCUGGUUGAUUCCACGUGAAUACAUCCCUCGACUAAGUGCCCGUAUGGUGAAAACUCUCUCAGAACAUUCAAAUCUGUCGGCUUCAUCUAAAUUAUCGGACUUAGAAUACAUAUCUAAUAACAAGCAAUCAGAGGUAGAAACUCUUUAA
Messenger RNA from Auanema sp. JU1783, 1287 nucleotides. The record is from the annotation of a GenBank genome assembly. NCBI's taxonomy places the organism in Eukaryota, Metazoa, Nematoda, Chromadorea, Rhabditida, Rhabditidae.